Messenger RNA from Sesamum indicum (sesame), 1252 nucleotides. RefSeq names its product putative pectinesterase 53. The record is from RefSeq and is a predicted model, not a curated record. NCBI's taxonomy places the organism in Eukaryota, Viridiplantae, Streptophyta, Magnoliopsida, Lamiales, Pedaliaceae. Gene Ontology annotation, molecular function: pectinesterase activity. Gene Ontology annotation, biological process: pectin catabolic process; cell wall modification.
AGUUUGAUUUCAUGGACCUCGCUCAUAUCAUAUAUGGCCUUCAAAAUGGUAAUGGUAAUUGGGACCUAGAUCUCCUGUCCAGCAUUGUUAUUUAGUAUGAAUUGUCCACUCUUGUUACCCUUCCACACACACCCCCAUAUCAUGUUCACGCAUCCAUUAUUCCAACCCAUCAUUCUCUUAUUCCUCCUCUCAACUCCCGCUUCCCUAUCCCUAUCCUCGCACCUCCAAAGUUACAAGAAUUUCAACACCCAAUCAUCAAUCACCACCCGCCUGCGGAUGGCUGAGAUAAACAGAAUGGAAAUAAGUGUUAGCCAAGACGGCACAGCUGAUUUCAACACCAUUACACAAGCAAUCAACACCAUCCCUUUAUACAAUAACCGCAGGGUCUUGAUACGUAUAAAUUCAGGUGUUUAUAGGGAAAAGGUGAACAUCCCAAGAACAAUGCGGUUUAUAACAUUUGUAGGAAACGGGAGCCAUCCUCCAACCAUCACAGGAAACGACACCGCUUCUACGGUAAGUGGAAGAGAUGGGACACCGCUCAGGACAUUUCAAACUGCUACUGUCGCCGUUGAUGCAGAUUAUUUUAUAGCCAUUAACGUCAAUUUUGAGAACACGGCCCCACACGUGGUGGGGAGGGUGGGGGAACAAGCGGUGGCGCUGCGGAUAUCGGGGACGAAGGCCGCGUUUUAUAACUGCAGUUUCUACGGGAGUCAAGACACGCUAUACGAUCACAAGGGGCUUCACUAUUUUAGUAAUUGCUUCAUACAGGGCUCCGUUGAUUUCAUAUUUGGAUACGGAACAUCACUUUACGAGAAGUGCUAUUUGAAUUCGGUGAGCAAGAAAGUGGCGUCAGUCACAGCUCAAAAGCGCUCAAAUUCAUCAAUAUCAAGUGGAUUUUCAUUCAAAAACUGUAGCUUAACGGGGAGCGGUGGCGGCUCCAUUUACCUUGGACGAGCAUGGGGCGAUUAUUCCCGGGUCAUCUUUUCUUACAGUUUCAUGGACAAGAUUGUUCUCCCCCAAGGAUGGAGUGAUUGGGGCAAACAAUCACGCCACCAGAAAGUGUACUAUGGAGAAUACAAAUGCAGCGGCCCCGGAUCUAACCUGACGGGGCGAGUGCCGUGGGCGAGAGCACUCACCGACCAGGAGGCCCUGCCUUUUAUUGGCACCUAUUAUAUCGACGGUGACACUUGGCUUAUGGACCCUUCACUCUAUCCCUUUUAAUUAAUCAUUUAUUUAAAUAAAUUACCUUAUA